AUGUCCUUUUCAGGUAAAGAAGAUCCAAAAACUUUAGUUUUAUUUGAUGUUGAUGGUACUUUAACACCAGCAAGAUUAACAAUUUCACCAGAAAUUAAACAAUUAUUACAAGAUUUAAGAAAAAAAGUUGUUAUUGGAUUUGUUGGUGGUUCAGAUUUACAAAAACAAGUUGAACAAUUAGGUUCAACUGUCUUGGAAGAUUUUGAUUAUGCUUUUAGUGAAAAUGGGUUAACUGCUUAUAAAUUAGGUGAAAAAUUAGCUUCUCAAUCAUUUAUUAAUUGGAUUGGUGAAGAAAAAUAUAAUGAAUUAGCUAAAUUUAUUCUUGGUUAUUUAUCACAAAUUGAUUUACCAAAAAGAAGAGGUACUUUUAUUGAAUUUAGAAAUGGUAUGAUUAAUGUUUCACCAAUUGGUAGAAAUGCUUCAACUGAAGAAAGAAUUGAAUUUGAAAAAUUUGAUAAAGAACAUAAAAUUAGAGAAACUUUUGUUAAUGCCCUAAAGGAAAAAUUCCCAGAUGUUGGCUUAACUUAUUCAAUUGGUGGUCAAAUUUCAUUUGAUGUUUUCCCAACAGGUUGGGAUAAGACAUAUGCUUUACAACAUGUUGAAUCUGAAGGUUUUGAAAAAAUUCAUUUCUUUGGUGAUAAAUCUUAUAAAGGUGGUAAUGAUUAUGAAAUUUAUGAAGAUCCAAGAACUAUUGGUCAUGCUGUUAACAGUCCAGAAGAUACUGCUAGAAUCUUGAAAGAAUUAUUCUUUUAA
Messenger RNA from Hansenula ciferrii, 753 nucleotides. RefSeq names its product phosphomannomutase SEC53 (gene SEC53). Gene Ontology annotation, biological process: mannose metabolic process; GDP-mannose biosynthetic process; protein N-linked glycosylation. Bases 1 to 753 code for a protein of 250 amino acids. NCBI's taxonomy places the organism in Eukaryota, Fungi, Ascomycota, Saccharomycetes, Phaffomycetales, Wickerhamomycetaceae. Gene Ontology annotation, cellular component: cytosol. Gene Ontology annotation, molecular function: phosphomannomutase activity. The record is from RefSeq and is a predicted model, not a curated record. The transcript has a single exon.